This is a messenger RNA of Zymoseptoria tritici IPO323, 879 nucleotides long. RefSeq lists its product as uncharacterized. The record is from RefSeq and is a predicted model, not a curated record. NCBI's taxonomy places the organism in Eukaryota, Fungi, Ascomycota, Dothideomycetes, Mycosphaerellales, Mycosphaerellaceae. The transcript has a single exon. Bases 1 to 879 code for a protein of 292 amino acids.
AUGGUCGCCUCUCAGAGAGCGCCGUACCACGCCUCCGACUACUGGAAACUCCCUUUCGUCGCCAGCAACGAGCACAACAAUGUCUUGAAAGUCCAGAUCGACAGGCCGGGGGGCCGUCACUACACUUCGGCGACCACUCGACCCCGACUCGUGGAGCUCGUCAAACGCACCGCACGAGGUCUGCGCUGCUACGAUGGCGAUUCGCCCACUGAAUUAUCGCACUUCAUCUCGCAACGAGGCAUCAACCCGACGUCAUCCAACACGAAGAAGAAGCAAGAGCUCAUCACCAUACUCGAAAGCGCCGACGAGGAGGCUACAUUCGAUCGCUUCUUCGAUCUCCCUGCCGAGCUACGCGUGUUUGUCUACGAGCUUCACUUCGCCUCAUACACCUGCGAACGUCGCGCCAUCGAAUCACCUACACCACCACCCAUCACCCAGGUCGAUACAAUGCUUCGUGAAGAGACGCUCAAACUCUUCUACAGCACCUGCGAAUUCCUGUUCAAUUUCCACAGCAGCAUCGGCAAUCCUACGCUCCAUUUUGACGAUGUCACGGGAGAUCUGAUACGCAAGUUGACACUCACACACCUGCCAGAUGUGCGGAACAUGCGCAUCCGUGUUAGUUGGGCUGGGAACAACAACGCGCACUACGUGGCGAGCGUCGUCCGUCUCCCACUGGACGGCGAAGGGAAGCUUUCUAUGGACCAGGAUAGUGUUAUAGAGGGCAAUCAGCGUACAAAGCUCGCGAGCACGAAGCUCACGCACAACAUCCGCCAGUUCGUCGACCAUGGGUCUGCCUAUGAGCCGAAGACUGUGUCCUCGGUACUGGCCAAUCUGAUCUUCUUCAUCAAUUGCCGCCUGUAUGCGGACGAGUCUGGUUGA